Molecule: messenger RNA, 1981 nt
Organism: Larimichthys crocea (large yellow croaker)
Lineage: Eukaryota; Metazoa; Chordata; Actinopteri; Sciaenidae
Gene: spi1a
Product: Spi-1 proto-oncogene a
Exons: 5
Coding region: 194-970 (258 amino acids)
Biological process (GO): regulation of transcription by RNA polymerase II; cell differentiation
Cellular component (GO): nucleus
Molecular function (GO): DNA-binding transcription factor activity, RNA polymerase II-specific; sequence-specific DNA binding
Source: RefSeq, a predicted model, not a curated record
UGUAUUUGACAAUUGGUUGACAUGAAUGUAGACUGUAUAGAGUCCAGCUUAUUUCUCAGUUUCAGUUCCCAUUUAUCUGGUGAAGUCAGUUCUCGGCGACAUUGCGUCUUUCUCUGUGAAGCAACAAGAAAAAGUUGUCAAAAGUCAUCACCGACUUCAAGAAACAAGAUUCUCAUGCUGCCUUGUUUACACGAUGGACGGAUAUGUCAUAUCACCAGCCUCAGAGGAUGUCAUUCCAAAUGAACCUGCAGAUUAUCGAGCACCUGCAGAGCUGUACCCCUAUCUCACUAAUCCGGAGGAGAUUUAUGAAGACCAUAGAUGGACCUUCCACUCUGAGCGUGUCCAGCCAGCGGACUUUAAUAAUUCUUCUGUGAAUCACCUCACAGAGCUUCAGUCAGUGUCUUCUCAACAACUGAUACCACCGUACCGCUUGAGUGAGCCCCUGCCCCUUCACCUGGACCCGCAACUCGGACCUCUCUCCGUGUCACAACAAAUCCCAUAUUACCCCCCGACCCUGUGCUACCAGUACCAAACCUCUGUCUCGCCUGGCCAAUACUACUCAGAAGAGGAACAAAGAGGAAUUAGUCCCCCGCUCGAAGUAUCAGAUGGAGAGGAUGAUUUUGAAGACCACAACCACUCCUCCUUCAGGAAAGACACUAACAACAAGAAGAAAAUCCGCUUGUACCAGUUCCUCCUGGACUUGCUAAGAAACGGUGACAUGAGUGACAGUAUCUGGUGGGUGGACCAGGACAAGGGCAUCUUCCAGUUCUCCACAAAACACAAAGAAGCUCUGGCCAGCCACUGGGGUACUCAGAAAGGAAACCGCAAAAAAAUGACCUACCAAAAGAUGGCUCGAGCGCUCAGGAACUAUGGUAAAACUGGAGAGAUUAAAAAAGUAAAGAAGAAGCUAACCUACCAGUUCAGUGAGGCAGUCCUGAGGAACCUCUACUUACGUCAGUAUCCUCACUGAUGAGGGAGUAAUGGCUGUCAUUUAUUUUGCUGAAAUCACUAACCUAGCCCAGAUUUGCCUGUUUUGUUUUGUUUUGUUUGCAAUUUAACUUUUUCUACCAAGUGUUCUCACCUAUUUAUUUGUGAUGUAUCCUCUGUGGCAUUUGCUUCCAUAUAAACUGCUUCAUUUCAGACUCAAAUUAAUUUUGUGCGUUUGUGUACAAGAGAAAAUGACACAAAACUUUGAAAAUGAAUAUUAUGUUCUGUUCUUUCUGUCAAAUGAGCUCAAUCCACCUUUAGACAAGCACCAAACACAUUUUUCUAAUUCAAUACAUCAUGAAUAUCUCAUUGAAACCUUGGAGAAAGAGGGAGCAACAGAGAGAGGAUCCCUCUUUCAGGACAGAUGUGCAUUAAUGUCAUGUAUAGAUAGGCAAUAAUCAGCUGCAGUGAUUAGUUUAAAUUAACAAGACAAGCAAGAAAGACAACAUAGCAGAGAUGCAGGGGCCGGGGAAAGUUCAAUUUACCGCCUAGAGCUACAGCAUAACAGAUCUGGUUAGAAGAUUCAACAAGGCACUUUAUGCACGAAUGCAAUACAUUUUUCAUGCAGGGGACUUUGCAAAAAAAAGAUCUUUGGUGUGAAUCUGUAUGAAACAUUCGGCAAGUGGCAAGGCCUUGACCACAAGAUAGAUAGAUAGAUAGAUAGAUAGAUAGAUAGAUAGAUAGAUAGAUAGAUAGAUAGAUAGAUAGAUAGAUAGAUAGAUAUCUUAUGAAUACCUUUGAGGCACAAUCGUUCCGUUUUGUUAGAUGUUUCCAGUCGGACACAAAACUUUCCCUCUGGUAACUCAUCCUGACAGCGGCUCAAAUUUUUCAUCACACUUAUUAUUCUUUUUUUUUAAAAUAUAUAUAUGUGCUGUCAUUGUUUCACAUUACUGAUGUUUAAGUAUAUGUUUUUAAGUAUUUGUUGUAACUAUAUCGUAUAGUCUUUGUAUAUUUCCGGAUGAUUUCACUAACAAAAUAAAGGGCUAACACAUUA